Molecule: messenger RNA, 996 nt
Organism: Galleria mellonella (greater wax moth)
Lineage: Eukaryota; Metazoa; Arthropoda; Insecta; Lepidoptera; Pyralidae
Exons: 1
Coding region: 134-799 (221 amino acids)
Source: RefSeq, a predicted model, not a curated record
CUUUAUCUCUCAACUGUACAUAUAAACAAGGUGUUUCAACUACGUUAUCUUCUGAAUUUCUUGCAGUUAGUGCCAUUGUCUUGUUUUUAUUGUUAUUUUACAACAAAUAAUUUACUUAUUUUUUAAAAAAAAAAUGAAAUUUAUAUAUUUAUUUUGUGCUUUUCUUGUCUUUGUGAGCGGGAUCAGUGGCAAAUAUAUUAGAGAAACAAGGGAAUUAAAGAAAAUCGAAGAAAACAGUGUGUUUUUAAGAAAACUGCUAUAUACUGUAGAAACAAAUCAACAAAACGACACAAGAUCGUGGAACGACAUACUCGCUGACAUAUUAGUGGAUUCAAUAAAUGCAGUACUAUAUAAGAAUGAUAAAACUGCUGAAAGAAUAACGGACACUUCUGGGAAAUGGUAUUUCACUACAUGGAUUAGCAAGAGUUUGUUGUUAUUUAAGAAUAUUAUUAACAACAGACCGAUUACGAAUGACGGUAUAGCAAAAAACAAUGAAGUUGAAGAUUUUGGAGAAAUUCUUAAUGAAAGUGAUUCCGACGCAGUAACAGAUGAUAAUGUUGAUAUAAAUAACGAUGUAGAAGUCUUCGAACCAAGAUAUCACGGUAAAAGGUGUGCUGGCUGCAAAGAAACGAGUGAUGGUAAUAAUGAUUGUCCAGAAGGAUCAGUGAGGGAUAAAGAGGAUAAUUGUGUUUUGAAAACUGUUGAACCGUUAAUAUCAGCUGUACCCAGUCAAUGUCCAAUUGGUUACAGACUAGACAGGUUAGGUUUUUGUAGAUUUAUAUUUAGAAGGAACGCGUGAAACUAAGGAAAUGUUGAUUUGGGAAUCCAAGUUUACACACUUCUUGCACUUCUCUUUGUAAGUGAAUAGAAUAGAUACAUUAAAAGAAGAAGAGUUACAUUAGUUGGUUGCAAAAGGAGUAUUUUGUGAGAAUUUAAAUAUUGUUUUUAUUAUUAAAAACAUAAAAUGCUCAAUAAAAGUAGUUAUUCAUUGAUGGC